UUAAUGGCAGAGGGUUUCCAGACUCUUCCCCUGUUUUGCCUCUUAUUUGACAGUUCACCAUUUUGAGAGAAUGUCCUACAAGUAGACCUUUCACCAUCAACAAUCUACUGUGCCAUCUUGAUUAUGAACAUUUUCAGCAUGCUAGUUCAUUACUUCAUUUUGAUCCUAUUCCUGUUCACACAUUAUUAUAAUAGUAUUGUAUAGUCAGAUUUUGAUCCAACUCGCCAUUAGGCUACGUAGACUUUCGAUGCAAACUCCAUAAUAUCCUCGAAAUUUCUUUGAUAUCCAAGAGCACUAGUCCAUAUCUUUGCCUCAAUGUUGAUAAUAUGUUGUUCCCAUCUGUGUUUCUAUAUGUUCAGAAUCUCAAGUUAAGUAUGUUAUUACAUCUAUGACAGGAACUCAUCAAUUAGCCAUGAGUUCUUACUUAUCCUUGUCCAUGGUGCUCCUACUCUUUAUUUUUCUCAUACCCUUUGCUUUAUUGCUCUUGAUGAAGCAAAGGAAGCAAAAUGUUCAAGCAAAGAGGUUGCCUCCUGGUCCUAGAAGGCUACCUGUAAUUGGGAACCUUCACCAUCUUUCUGAUGAUUUACCUCAUUGUGCCCUUGAAAACCUUUCCAGUCAGUACGGACCGAUCAUGUUCUUGCAAUUAGGCUCAAGAUCUACUUUAGUAGUCUCUUCAGCCGAAAUGGCAAGAGAGGUUUUCAAAACACAUGACCUCAUUUUUUCAGGUAGACCAGAUUUCUUGUAUGUUGCAAAGAGGCUUAGCUAUGACUCCAGUCUAUCAUUUUCUCCCAUUGGUAAGUAUUGGAGGGAGGUUAGAAAGAUUGUGAUCUUGGAACUACUUAGUGCAAAGCGGAUUCAAAUGUUUCGUUCUGUGAGAGAUGAAGAGGUUGGACAUAUGAUUGAUGACGUAGCUCACACUUCUAAUGGUCUCAUCAAUCUCAAUGAACUGACACAUUUUUUAUCCAACAGUGUCUUGUGCCGCUCGGCUUUUGGCAAAAAGUAUGAUGGUGCUGGAGGUGUUAUUAGCAAGAACAGAAUUCUUGAAUUGCUAGAAGAGGCAAUGAACUUGUUGGGAGGGUUCUGCAUAUCGGAUUUUCUGCCAUGGAUGGGUUGGCUAAACAAGUUCAAUGGUCUUGAAAAAAGGGUAGACAAGUGUUUUAAAGGGUUGGACAGUUUCUAUGACAAAGUGAUUGAGGAACACCUUGACCCAAAAAGGCCUAUUCCGGAGCAUGAAGAUCUUGUCGAUGUGCUACUUCGAGUUCAGAAAGAUCCAAGUCAAGCACUAGCACUUACUAACGAGCAAAUCAAGGGUGUCAUCACUGACAUAUUUAUUGCAGGGACUGACACAUCCUUAGCCACAGUGGUAUGGACAAUGGCUGAGCUGAUCAGGAAUCCCUUAGUGAUGAGGAAAGCGCAAGAUGACGUGAGAGGAGUCGUCAAGGCAAAAGGGAAGGUGGAAGAAAGUGAUCUUUCUGAACUCAUGUACCUAAAGGUAGUUAUCAAAGAAAGUUUUAGACUACAUCCGCCAGCGCCAUCACUAGUUCCAAGAGUAACUACAGAGAGUUGCACAAUUGAAGGGUACGAAAUUCCUGCCAAAACAAUGGUGUUUAUUCUUGCAAAAAUGAUUGGAAGGGAUUGGGAGAAUCCAAAUGAAUUCUUCCCUGAAAGAUUCUUGGACAGCUCAAUUGACUACAAGGGAAACCAUUUUGAGCUUUUGCCAUUCGGGGCAGGAAGGAGGGGUUGUCCUGGUAUGAACUUUGCUAUGCAGCUAGUUGAGCUUACACUAGCUAAUCUGCUGUAUCGUUUUGACUGGGAAUUGCCUAAUGGGAUGAAAAAAGAAGAUUUGAACAUGGAAGAAGCUGCUGGGAUUACAGUGCAGAAGAAAGUUCCUUUAUGUCUAGCAGCUACACCAGUACAUCUAUGAGCUAAUACAAAGACCUACAUAUCUUUG
Rosa rugosa (rugosa rose) is the source of this 1951-nucleotide messenger RNA. RefSeq names its product cytochrome P450 71A9-like. Lineage: Eukaryota; Viridiplantae; Streptophyta; Magnoliopsida; Rosales; Rosaceae. Gene Ontology annotation, molecular function: iron ion binding; oxidoreductase activity, acting on paired donors, with incorporation or reduction of molecular oxygen; monooxygenase activity. The record is from RefSeq and is a predicted model, not a curated record.